This is a messenger RNA of Physcomitrium patens, 1424 nucleotides long. RefSeq lists its product as uncharacterized. The record is from RefSeq and is a predicted model, not a curated record. NCBI's taxonomy places the organism in Eukaryota, Viridiplantae, Streptophyta, Bryopsida, Funariales, Funariaceae.
UUCCGAGGUCGCGGUUGACGUCAACGUUGUUGAAUUUGUGUUGUUGUUGAUGGUGGUGCUGCUGUCUUCACAACUGACAACAAUGGGAUCUUCUCUCGCUGUUACGAUGCCGCAUUUCUGAGGGUUGGGUGUGCACAUUGCACGCAGGCGCUGUCGCCAUGGCCGGCCUCGCCCUGGCUUUAGCCGCCGACUUGCCGGCGAUCGCCUCCAAAUCCAGCUUACAUUCUUUCUCCACCAUCAGUGCACUCGCGGCCACUGCCGCUGCCUCCUCUACUGUCUCAUUUCUGGGUCCCCCACUGUUCGCGCACUUCAUUGCUAGGGACUGGACCGAGCACGUUGCCUACUGUCAUGCGACAAUUGCAGAUGCAGACAACUGGGAAGAUAGUGUGUCUGUGCCAAUUCAGAGAUACGAAGCUGAAAAGAAGUACGACAUUGAGUUGAAGCCUCUUUUUUCUGCCUUUAGACCUAGGGCAAUUGGAGCAACAACAAUCAGAGCUCUCCUUGUUAAUUACCUCCCUUUGCUCGAGGCUUAUUUGCAACCCGAGGAUGACGAUCUCGAGGAAGAUCGUGAUCGUCCUCCGCGACCUCCGAUAGAUCCAGUUGUCCCGCUGAAGCGAUCAGUUACACACAUAUUGCGCGAGGUUUCUGUCAUCACUACAAGACGAGUACUGGAGAGGAUAGCCGUUCAUCAUGUUACUGAUCGUAUGGCAUGUAAACUUCUUAAAGAUAUUUCGAAGUCUGCAAUUCGCAAAGCGGGGAGGGACCUAUCUCCUGUAGAGAUGUUCACAGCUGUGAGCAAAACAACUUUUCGAGCUCAUGCAUUAGGAGUAUUCGCAAAUUGGAUGGUGCAAUUGAUGAUUGAUUCCUAUAGAAGUGUACGGAUAUCUUUCAUGGUGCGAUCGAAAAAGGGAAAACCAAUGGGACUGGAAAUAGUAGAGUUGAAACGACUAGCGCGUAGGACAGCAGGAAACACACUCAAGGGUGGUGCUUCUCUUGUCUUUGCAUCGAUUGGUGCUGGCCUUGGUACGAUCCUCAUCAGGCCCUCCACUGGAACCUGGAUCGGCUGCGCCGCUGGUGAUUUUGCGGGGCCUUUUUUGGUAGGACUUUGGUUGGACACUUGGAUUGUGUAUGACAGCUCUCCUCCCGGAUCAGAUUAAAGUCAGUGAGUGCUCAUUGUGAUCAUUCAAUGCACAGCAGUAGCUGGAAUGUUCGUCUCCAGUAGCUCACCAUUUUAGAAUAACAUUUAUCUGAGGGAGUCCUCGGAACUUUCAAGGUCAGUUUGUAUUCCGGUUUGUCAGAUGCAUGAAGAUGAUAGGAGUGAAAAACAGGUGGUAUCAAACAUUGGAUUGGUGAUUUUAUUCUUUUGUAUCAUUGCUACUUGUAUUGAAAACCAGGAAGCUUGGUUUGGGUUUCAGUUCAUAUUU